CUCGCAGGGAACAGCUGUCCAGGCCCUGAGAUGGAGCUGUGCUUCUGGUUAACCAGAGUUUCUUUUCUGGCAUGUACUGAGAAGCGUGUGCACCCUUCACGUGUGAGUGCCCUCAGGGCACUGAGUAUCUUUGUUGUAGCAGAGCUGAUUUAGGGUGGUUGCUUCACGUUCUGGUGUAUCCUGUCUGCCUGUCCUCCUGAGCUCUUCUGGCUCCCAGAGGGUGUAACUGUACUCCGUGCUGGCAGUGGCACGCGUGGUGGCAUUGCUGACUCCCUCGCUGGAGGCCAGCCAGGAGCAGGCAGUUCUGUGCAGGGUCUGAGACAAAUCAGUACAAACGGACAUGCAACACCCAGCUCUGCUUUUUCCUCACCUGUACUGCCUGGUAAAUCUGGAAAAGGAGCUUUCUGUCUUGAUCUCCUGCAUGUUUCUGCUGGUUUUAUUGUGUGAGAGAUCUUUGCCACAUGUACGAUUGCUUUGUUUGUAAUUUGUAGUUGCUCGAAGGGAACUGCAGGUUAUAUUGCUGUUGGGGAUUUUUAAAGGCAAAAGUUUGUUGCUUAAUUGUGUUAUGAGCAUGGUUAAAAUUGAAAGCGUAACCAUGUUGUAUUUAUUCCUGUUCUGCCAUGACAGCCCAGAGCUGUAACACACCAAAGUGUUAUGCUUGAAAGAAUUUUCCUCAUUUGCAUGUGGUGUUGACUUAAACUUUUAACACAAAAUGGAAGUGUUUUGUUGUAGUUACAUUUUUCUGCAAGUGCUUUCUCCAAGUGUGCCCUGUGAAUCUGAUGUGGUUUAGAUUUAUAGCAGUGCUGAGUGUAUUCGCUGCCUCUGUCAGCUGCGAGAGCUCUCCCGCUGGGGCCGCUCCUCCCUGAUGGAAAAGGAGCAGCUGGGAAGGUGCUGUUUCAGGCUCUUGCUGGCAUUACAAAAAAAAAAAAAAAAAAAGGAAAAAACAAACUCCUCACACACACUUACAUUGGAGAGGGGGAACAAGGCCACGUGACUCCUACCAUCCUACCCUAUGUCACCGUGUGUGUAGGAGCGCUGACUGCUCCUGCCCAAUCAUGCCUGGAAUGCCGCUUGCCACUUGGGCUAUUUCUGCUAUCUGUCGCUCCCAGGGCUGCAGUGCUAACCGUUUGGCAGAUGGGACACUUUUUCUCGGAGUUUAUGUCUUUGGUUUUUAACUUCUGGCAGUGCCUGAAUUGUUGCUGUUCUCCCUCUCCUUUUCUCCUCUCUGUAAAACCAUGGCCCAUCGGCUGCGGUUUCAUUUUGGCUCUGGGAGAAGCAACACAGCCCCCGAAUCGGAGAUCCUCUCCCGGGAGAGAGAAGAUGACUUUUUCAUGGCAUUCCACACCUUGCCAAGAAGAAGCAGCCCUCAUGCGUUCUCGCGGCACGGAGCGGACGAUGGCGGCGAUGGAGGUUUGGAAGUGGGCUCCUUGAAGAGGAGCACAUCCAUGUUUAUCCCGCAGCUGCUGAACGGCGUCGACGCGCGCCCCACCAGGAGCUCGUCCAUGCAGAUCUCGCUGCAGCGCAAGGCUGCCGACGGCUGUGCCGACGAGUGCGCGGCUCCGGACUCUCCGGAGGAGACGCUUCCCUGGAAAUUCUCCGACUUCAGGGAGCGUUACGCGUUCCCCGCUGAAAAGCGCUCUUCUCUGAGCGCUCCGCAGGUGACUGCUGAGAGUUCUUCACCGAGGCUGCUGGAAGAGCUAGGGCAGCAGACAGAUGGAACUGUUUGCUGUAACCGUAGAAUGUUUUGUAGUGCUAAUCCCCAGAGCGAGGAGGCUCUGCCGAUUGCCCGGCAAGAAGAAGGGAGUGAAGCGGCUUCAGGUUUAAACAUAAGUGGAGUGAGGAUUCAGCAUCGGGCCUCAAGUGCUGAGGUGCCUCAAGUUACUCUACUUCCCUUUGGUCCUGAGACUCCAAACAGUGCUCCCACCUCUGAACCCCGGCGCUGGUCCUUGCAGCAUGUGCCAGAUCUGUCAGCAAAUUCAGGGAAAAAGUUCUUUGUUCUCCAGUUACAGCAGCCACAGACAAGCAGUACGGGCGCAGGAGGUGGAGGUAACUUUGGCUUUACCGGAACAAAAGGGGACAGAUUGGUCAGGUACCCUCGGAUACGGCUGGAAAGGAGUACUUCCUACCCUGUCCAGCCACCAGCAGAAGGAAUUAGCCCCACAGGUGAUGGGCUGAAUUCGGAGCUGCCUGGAAACAGCAGGAACAGGGCAGAAAUACCUAGAAGCAAUUCAGUAGAGCGGAUGCCUCAAGGGCAGGGAUGCUUGUUUAAAAUCAGACCAGAUCAAAACAUGAGGCAGCAGCACUUCAGGAUUCUUGUCACGCGUGGGCCGGAAGAACAAAGUCAGGGUGCUGGUAAGGAGGGUCGUGGCACCCCGUGUCCUGUGGCAGCCGGCACCGCAACCAGAGACGACUUCCUGGGCCAGGUGGAUGUGCCGCUCAGUCACCUCCCGACGGAAGACCCAACCAUGGAGAGGCCGUACACAUUUAAGGAUUUCCUCCUCAGACCAAGAAGCCACAAAUCUCGUGUGAAGGGUUUCUUGAGACUGAAGAUGGCGUAUAUGCCCAAAAAUGGUGGCCAAGAGGAAGAAAAUAGUGAUCAGAGGGAUGACUCUGAGCACGGCUGGGACGUGGUGGAUUCCAGCGAUGCGGCCUCGCAGCGGCAGGAGGAGCUGCCGCCUCCUCCGCUGCCCCCCGGCUGGGAGGAGAAGGUGGACAACCUGGGGCGGACCUACUACGUGAACCACAACAACAGGAGCACCCAGUGGCACCGGCCCAGCCUCAUCGACGUGGGAUCUGAGUCAGAUAACAAUAUCAGACAGAUAAACCAAGAGGCAGCUCACAGGCGCUUCCGCUCUCGGCGCCACAUCAGCGAGGAUUUGGAGCCAGAGCCUGUGGAGAGUGGAGACAUUCCUGAGCCUUGGGAAACCAUUUCAGAGGAGGCAAGUGCCAGUGGGGAUUCCUUGAGCUUGUCACUGCCACCUCCUCCUGCAUCUCCGGUGUCCCGGACCAGUCCUCAGGAGCUGUCUGAGGAGCUGAGCAGAAGACUCCAGGUCACUCCUGAUUCCAAUGGGGAACAACUCGGCUCUUUGAUUCAAAGAGAACCUUCUUCACGACUGAGGUCCUGCAGUGUGACAGACGCCGUCGCUGAGCAGUCCCAGUUAUCCCUGCAGAAUGGUCCCUCUAGGAGAGCUCGUUCUUCAACUGUCACAGGGGGAGAGGAGCCAACGCCUUCUGUGGCUUACGUGCACACCACGCCGGGCUUGCCUUCGGGCUGGGAGGAGCGCAAGGACGCCAAGGGCCGGACCUACUACGUCAACCACAACAACCGGACCACAACGUGGACACGGCCCAUCAUGCAGCUCGCCGAGGACGGCAUGGUGGGGCCGGGCACGAGCAGCAGCAACCACCUGAGCGAGCCGCAGAUCCGGCGGCCCCGCAGCCUCAGCUCGCCCACCGUCACCCUGUCAGCGCCGCUCGAGGGCAUGAAGGACUCUCCGGUGCGCAGGGCGGUGAAGGACACCCUGUCCAACCCCCAGUCCCCACAGCCGUCCCCCUACAAUUCCCCCAAGCCCCAGCACAAGGGGGCCCAGAGCUUCCUGCCCCCGGGCUGGGAGAUGCGCAUCGCCCCGAACGGCCGCCCCUUCUUCAUCGACCACAACACCAAGACCACCACCUGGGAGGAUCCACGGCUGAAGUUUCCGGUGCAUUUGAGAUCCAAAGCGUCUCUGAACCCCAAUGAUUUGGGCCCUCUUCCUCCUGGCUGGGAGGAAAGAAUACACCUGGAUGGAAGAACAUUUUAUAUAGACCAUAGAAGCCAGGUGUUGAUAUGUGGAGACAUUGAUACCAGAGACUUAGUGCCCUCCUACGGUACUGUACAUUCACUGGAAGCUUGCUUUAAUUGGCUCAUCAAGCUUUGUCCCUCUCUGACUUGUGAAGCAUUAACAUUUCCUCUCUGUGGUUUAUUUUGUUCUUGUUGAUAUUUUGGAUUUGUUGUUGUUGUUGUUGAUGAUCCCAUGGCUUAUUUGCACUUAAUAAAUUAAAAUAUAAACUAGGAAUAGAAAAUAAGAUGAGAAAAGAUCCUGUAGCCACAGCUCCACACAUAGGCAGUGGAGCAAUUAGCACUGAGAAGUACUUUCCUCUGCUUUCAGGUCUGUGGCAGUGCUGAUUCUGAUCUUAUUUCCUAUUUAGAGCAUGUGAAACUGCACCAGCCCAUUAAUAUUCUCCAGUUCUGUUAGUGGAGUUUUAGUGUAAGUGAUGUUUCAUUGUAGAUUUGUCUUCCUAGAGCAUCUCAGAACUGCUGUGUGAGUUUUGUUGGUGUUUGGAAACAAAACAGCCCACAAAGGCUGGGCUGGGUCUUCUUAUAAUAAUUUCUUCACAGCCAUAGCUAACUCUCAUAACCAUCAGAGAAGUGUGCACAGAGAGUUAAACCUAAACUUACCCAUGUUUGACAGAACUAGGUUUGUCCCUCAGUAUCACAGACUCCCACGCUCGUCCUUGGAGAUGACAAUAUUAAGUCAUUAUUAAAAGACUGCCUUUAAAGUAAUACCAAUUUUGAAAUGGUAUAAAUAGUUUUAACUAAACAUCAGAAAUAAUGUUGAGCACCCAAUGAACCUCUUCCAAAUUUCAGUACAGAGCUAUUCUCCUUUAUCCCUUCUGUAAUUGUUUUUGCCAACAGAGAUCUGGAAAUAUAACUAUGGCCAAUGAUUCUAAACUGCUGCCGAUAAGGAGUCACAGGAUAAAGGUGUCCCAUUUAAAACAUCUGUGUAACUGCUGAGCCUCCCAAUCUUUUAAAACUCUUUAAUUUUUCAGUCUCCUAAAGCUAUUUGAGCAUGUAUAAGUCUCUAAAAUGGAAUGUUAAAGUCAUACAUUAAUUAGAAUUCCUCAAAGAAUUUGUUAGGAAGCAAAAUUUAUGUGCAUCUGAAUUCUCCCUCUAGUCUCUUUUGAUCUGAGUGGAUUUAGCUUCUUAUAUAGCAUUUUUCACAAAAGUUCA
Serinus canaria (Common canary) is the source of this 4990-nucleotide messenger RNA. RefSeq names its product NEDD4 like E3 ubiquitin protein ligase (gene NEDD4L). Gene Ontology annotation, molecular function: protein binding; ubiquitin protein ligase activity; transcription coactivator activity. Lineage: Eukaryota; Metazoa; Chordata; Aves; Passeriformes; Fringillidae. Bases 1236 to 3977 code for a protein of 913 amino acids. Gene Ontology annotation, biological process: hippo signaling; positive regulation of transcription by RNA polymerase II; ubiquitin-dependent protein catabolic process. The transcript has 15 exons. The record is from RefSeq and is a predicted model, not a curated record. Gene Ontology annotation, cellular component: nucleus; cytoplasm.